AUGAAAAACUCCUCCUCUUCCACUCUUAGACAUUCAGCCGUUGCAAAAAAGGCCAAUGUUCCUUCACUGGUCUUGGUGAAUAGUCCACGUUUGCAUUCAUCAGCACACUCAUCAAUCGCCAACUCGGAUCAUUCAUCUACCACUCGAAACUCAUCCUCUCCAAACUCUUCCCCAACCAUUGCAUCAGCACUUUCACAACAACCACAGAAAGUGGAAAAUCCUCCAAGCAAAGAAUUUCAUUAUCCAAACAUCAAGCUCAAUGAAAGAGAUUUACUGCUUCCCGACUCGAAUAUCAUGGCAUUCAUGCCUUAUUUGAGAUUAUUUACUCCAGGUCUGUAUCAUGUCUUGUCGUGUCAAGAGUUUGUGAAGUCACUCAGUGUGGACGAGCAAGUAUGCAUGCAGAAUAUUGUGUGCUAUGUGUAUGGACAUAGCGUUGUGUUCGAUCGAGAUUUGCAAUCCUCGCUUCGGUACUUGUUGUGUUUGCAGGAGGCUCAUGGUGAUUUGGUAGAAAUUAAGCAGCAAGCUCUUGAAAAUGUGAAAAGCACUCUCAGAGUUUCAAAUGUGAUAACCACUCUGGAAAUGAUCGAUGGUUAUUUGGCUAAGAUUGAUCAAUGUUUCUCGACUGGCAAGGUGGAUCAUGCUGUAAAUAGUGUCACUUUGUCCAAUUCAAGAAUUGCUUCCAAUAUUUCAUCGCCAACCCAACGAAUGGAAGAUGGUAGUGCAAUGAUGGAAGAUCAGAAACCUUCUUGCGCAUUAUUGCAUCCUUACACAAACUCCUCUCCUCUCAAACUUGUACGAGAUUAUUGCCUCAGUUUUAUCAAGCGUAAUGUGUACGAGCAAGAAUUCGAUCUUCACUAUAAUCCACGAAUUGAAAAGUACAUUUUCCAAUUUUACAAUAGAAAGCCAACAGAUAUGGAAAUUUGGAAGGAACGCAAACAUGUAAUACCCACCAAUGCUAUAGAAUUGCUCUUGGAAGAUCCACUCUCAGGCCACGACUUUGCUAUUUGUGUGAAUGGCAAGGAAUUUAUCCAGGUUCACAAAACCAUACUUGCUUCCAAUAGCUUAUUCUUUGAAUCCUUACUGAACCACUCUGGUAAUUGCUCAAUCUUCACAGAUGUUCGAAAUCAAGUGUUUUAUGCUCAACCCAACACAGACGUAUCAGCUCUGAGGUGUAUUAUAGAGUACUGUUAUGGUAUUUUCAAUACUGAGCUCAUUCAUCAAGACAACAUUUUGGCCAUAUUGGAAAUGGCUCACCAACACGACAUGAAAGACUUAGCCUCCAAAUGCACUCUCCUCUUGAGAGACUAUAUUUGUUUGAGCAAUUUCAUGAGAAUGGCUGAAUGGUGUGAAGAUUUCAUGAUGUCCAAUUGUAACUUUUCCCAACCCAUCAUAGUGAUGGAAAAUCUUCAGGAGAACCCUCACUCAUCCCAUCAUGAUCAUUCAAGUAAUGUGUGUGCUUUCAAAGAGGUCAUUGACCAUGUGGUUGAGUUUGGAGCCGCACAUUCGGUGGCCAUCUUUGAAUAUUAUGGAAAGGAACGAUUGGCAGUAUCCAUUCCACUCACUCUUGCUUCCAUGUUUGAAUUGUGUUUGUUCAAAUCUAACAAGUAA
This is a messenger RNA of Naegleria lovaniensis, 1608 nucleotides long. RefSeq lists its product as uncharacterized. The transcript has a single exon. Gene Ontology annotation, molecular function: protein binding. NCBI's taxonomy places the organism in Eukaryota, Heterolobosea, Eutetramitea, Acrasida, Naegleriidae. The record is from RefSeq and is a predicted model, not a curated record. The coding region runs from base 1 to 1608 and encodes 535 amino acids.